CUGGGGCGGGGCCUCCCGCCGGCCGGCAGGGGGCGCGCGCCUGGCGAGGAGGCUACGCUUUCAUGGAGGGGGCGGAGGCGGAAGCGCGGGAGGGGGCCUCAGUGGCCCGGGACCUGCUGGCCUUGGGGUAUGAGGGCUUCUCGGGGGCGCCGUCUCUGGGCCCCUCGUGUCCAAACUUCAGGGCGCUGUGCGCGCGGCUGGCGGCGGAGCUGGCGUCUCUGGGCGCCCUGGAGCGGGAGAGAGGAGAGAGCGCGGAGGCGCUGAGGGCCGGCGACGGCCCCGACGCGGAGGAGGAAUUCCUGCGACAGUUGCCCGGCCUGCUGCAGGAGUUGCAUUGCCCAGACCGCGCGCUCUGCGGCGGAGAGGGCGCGGCGGCGCUGCGGGAUCCCAGCGCGUGCCUUCGUCUGCUGCGUGAGCCGGGGAUGCGGAAGUGGGCGAGGCUACUUGGCUCUCUUGCCUCCGGAGGGGCGGGCUCAGCACAGCCGAGCGGAGCCAGGGUUCGCCCCCUCCAGGGGGGCGUGGUUAGAAUUGAGGGGGGCGAGAGGGUUCGAGGCUUUCUCUGCUCGGAGCUCCAGGCUGCCCGCCUCCUCUGUCUGUAUCGCCGGCUGGAUCCCAGCCCCGCACCGCCCUGUGGGGAGGGGGUAGAGGAGGGAGCUGGCAUGGUUCAGGAACUGGUCCUUACCCUCCGAGCUCUGGGGCUGCCCAGGCCGAAGCCUGGGACCGCCGCCAGCCGGCUGCUGUGGGAGUUACACGACAAGAUCUCUGAGCUGCUGCCUUCCCUGCCCCCAGGGUGCCUGCAGCCCCUCCUCAGCUUCCCCCUGGAUGCACCCAGAUGGGAGGCACUGGAGUCUCUGUGCCAAAGGUUGGGAGACCAGUACUGCUGCCGCCGCUGCCUGCUCCUGAAACGCCUGGACCUCACAACAUCGUCUUUCCACUGGAGUGAUCGGGCAGAGGCCCAAGGAGAAGCCAUGAAGGCAGUGCUGAUCCCAAUUCGAGAGGCUCUGACCCCAGAAUCAGAUGUCUCCAUCGCACACGUCCUGGCUGCCCGAGCAGACCUGUCUCGUCUUGUCCCAGCCACCAGCAAGGCCGCCCGCCGAGGGACCUGCUGUGCCAUCAACAAGGUGCUUAUGGGCAAUGUGCCAGACCGGGGGGGGCCGUCCAAAUGAGCUGGAGGCUCCCAUGCCCAGCUGGCAGAGCAGAAGAGAGGACGGAGGUGGGCGAAAAGCAGGCCACCAGAACUGGGGUCGCAAGAAGAAGAAGAAAUAAAGGGGGACUGGUGGUUGGGUGGGGGGAUCCUUUGUGACAUGCCAUUGGUAAUCCUUGGGAGUCACUUUGAGUUUUUCUUGGCAUCUGACUUCCAGGCCCCACAUCUCCUGCUCCUAAGGUCCCACAUGUCCUCCCCACAUCCCCCACUCCACAACAAGGACCGUGUUCUCUGGAAAAUAAAUUUAAUUGAUGACA
Messenger RNA from Lontra canadensis (Northern American river otter), 1461 nucleotides. RefSeq names its product family with sequence similarity 98 member C (gene TSLIG3C). The record is from RefSeq and is a predicted model, not a curated record. Bases 63 to 1166 code for a protein of 367 amino acids. Gene Ontology annotation, cellular component: tRNA-splicing ligase complex. The transcript is spliced from 8 exons. NCBI's taxonomy places the organism in Eukaryota, Metazoa, Chordata, Mammalia, Carnivora, Mustelidae.